Molecule: messenger RNA, 4006 nt
Organism: Corvus hawaiiensis (hawaiian crow)
Lineage: Eukaryota; Metazoa; Chordata; Aves; Passeriformes; Corvidae
Gene: SINHCAF
Product: SIN3-HDAC complex associated factor
Exons: 7
Coding region: 575-1627 (350 amino acids)
Biological process (GO): negative regulation of cell migration
Source: RefSeq, a predicted model, not a curated record
UGUUUUAAACUCGCAGUCUUGCUGCUCCCCGUUGUGCUUUCGCUUCGGUGAGAUAAAAGUUGCCGUCUCCUCUCGUACCCCCCUGUCCGGAUGCGUGUAGCUGAAGGGAUUUAAAGGGACCUGCCAAACCUGUUGUUUACUCGGGCCGUGCCCGCACACAGCGAGCAGGGCUGAAUCCCGCCUGGCCCGGAGCCCCCCCAGCGGCGCUUUCCUGGCGGGAACGGCCCCGGUUCAUCCUACAAAGAGCCUUGUCUCCCCGACUGACGGCCCGUCCUUCGGACCUAAAUUAUUCAAUGAACAUUACAAUUGCAAAAAAGUUGGGAGCUGCCCCCCCGGCGCUGUGGCUGUGCAGGCAGCCGAUGCAGGCUGCAGGCAGCCGAUGCAGGAUGCUGCCCGCUGCUGUGCCCUGAACACGUGUCUGGGCUGGAGGCCGGGCCCUGCCACCGUCCCCUCGUGGCUGGGGAGCGGCAGGAGAAGGCCCAGCGUCCUGCACUGAGCCCGCAACUGUAACAGCACUGCAGUUAUGGCUGUGCUUGAGCACAACCUGCGAUGCUCUUUUUUGCUCUGAGUUUUAAUGUGGCGCUUAGGAAGGUGGCAGGCUGGCAGCCGUGGGUACUUGGACGAGGCAGUCGGUGAGGGUGGUGGCUCCUCAGCAAACUGUUCCUCCUGUGUGCUUGCUUCCAAAGGUGAUGCUGUUUCUGGCAGCCAUGUGCAGGGUGUGCGCAUCCCCUUCUCGCCCCUCUGCAUGCAGACAGAUCCACUGUGUAGUUUACAGCUUUCGUGCAAAAGAUUGCACAAACUCUGCACCAUAGGGUCAGGCAGUGAACUGGAAGCCUUUCUGCUGACACCAGUGGAUGUUCAACUCCUUUGUUACACAGGCCUGGAGGAUCUUGGCAUUCAGUUUGAGCAAGUCCCUUGCCAUCAACAGACUCUACAAGGCUACAGCUGGGAGGAAAAGAUGUUUGGCUUUCACAAACCGAAGAUGUACCGGAGUAUAGAGGGCUGCUGUAUUUGCAGAGCUAAGUCUUCCAGUUCUCGUUUCACUGACAGCAAACGUUAUGAAAAGGAUUUCCAGAAUUGUUUUGGGCUUCAUGAGGCUCGCUCAGGAGAUAUUUGCAAUGCCUGUGUUCUUUUGGUGAAAAGAUGGAAAAAAUUACCAGCAGGAUCCAAAAAAAACUGGAAUCACGUGGUAGAUGCCAGGGCUGGACCCAGCCUUAAAACAACAUUGAAACCAAAGAAAAUGAAAACUCUGUCUGGAAGCAGAAUAAAGAGCAAUCAAAUCAGCAAACUGCAAAAGGAAUUCAAGCGGCACAAUUCUGAUGCCCACAGCACCACUUCGAGUGCCUCCCCAGCUCAGUCUCCCUGUUACAGUAACCAGUCGGAUGAUGGCUCCGACACAGAGAUGAGCGCUGGGGCCAGCAGAACACCAGUGUUCUCCUUCCUAGAUCUCACAUACUGGAAAAGGCAAAAGGUCUGCUGUGGAAUCAUUUACAAAGGGCGUUUUGGAGAAGUCCUCAUAGACACUCAUCUCUUCAAACCUUGUUGUAGCAAUAAAAAGUCUGCCACUGAAAAGCCAGAACAAGAAGGACCCCAGUCUCCAGCAAUCUCCACCCAAGAAGAGUGGUGACUUCCUUGGAUAGCUGCAGAAGGUUAUACAGAUCCUCCUAUUCUCUGGAAAAAUACUAGAAAAGUGACUAUUCACUUUGGACACCUGCUAUGCUGCCAAAAGACUAUUCCCUAGAACUAUUUUGGGUUUUACUGCUACAGUUCCACAAACUCUGAAGCCAGUUUGUAUCCUUUCAGAAAGACUGUACAUAAUAUUUAAGAUGCUACGUUACACUUGGCAAAGCUGAAUGCUGCUGCGAGGUUGUCUAAUUUUCCCCCACACUCACUUCCCAAGUGAAUAUGAGGAUGGGGUUUGUAUAUUAAAGUAUAUGUAGUUCAUGUUUCUGUAUUGAAAGAAGCAGUGGUUGUAAGGCUUUUUUUUUUUUCUUUAAAAGUUGGUUGGCAAACUUCCUAAAUCCCCAAGAAAAUAUUUCAUUCUUAGACAUGUAUGAGUCAAUAAGAUGAACUAAUACAUAGAAAUGUUAUAAGUCACCUCUCUAGUUAUAAAAAUAUAUAUUUUUAAAGGUGUGGAGAUUUCACCCUAUACUACUGACAUAACAAAGACAAAUAUUUCAUCCCUUCCUUGUGACACAGACUGGUAAUCUGCAGACAUCUCUACUACAAGUGGUAGCUAUCUGAGAAGGCGUCCAGCAUAAAAGUGCUCUUGAGAAAGGGGUGGGAGAGCUCUCCAUCUCAGCUAAGGAGCAAGAUUUACCUAAGAACUGACCAUAGCAAAAUGGGAGGUUACUUUGUUUUAAGGCAGCAGCAAGCACUUUGGGCCUAGUGUAGUAACCCCUGGUGGUUAGAGAUGGACCAAGAAACACAUUGAUGCUCAAGUCAGGUGUAGAUGACAGCCAAAACUGAGUAACUGUUCUCUGUUGGCCCAGUGCAGCUGAAAUGUGACCACAAACAAGACUCCUCCUGGUUUUGGACCUGACAAAGAACCAAACCCCUUGCUAAGCAAAUCAGGCUCUGGUCCAGGGACAUAAUCUGUUUGCAGCCUGGGGUCUGGAUUCACAAUAACUGUUUUGAAACCCUUCCCCUGCAGUGCUUCUCUGUGUUUGGGUUUUGUUGGGUUUUUUUUUCUGUUUGUUUGUUUAAGCAACUGCCAGAUCAACGCUUUUGUGAAUAGUGAAUCUGAAAAGUUCUGCUAAGAAUGGUGCUGUGCUGAAUCAAGGCAGCUCUGUUUGCAUACGCGAUCAAAAGAUAAUACUUUCUACACAGAUUCCCAGACAAGCUCAUGUGCAAAUCGUUGUGACACUCCUUCAAACUCUGCUUUGCCUGUAGGGUGGAAGCAGCUUCCUGGAAGAUUGUGCUGCAGUUUUAGCUCCAAGUUGCUGCACGUUUGUUUUAUGAAGGUUUAACUUGUGUGAGUUGGGAAUUCUGCUUUUUGUUUGGUUGGUUUUUUCCUGGUUUUAGGGGGAGGGAAAUUUUUUUUUUUUACUAUUACUCUUUUGGGAUAUCCUACAAUGGAUUGCUACAUGGUGUGAUUCUUGGGGUGUUCUGUGUAGGGCCAGGAGCUGGAGUGGAUCCUGAUGGGUCCCUUCAACUCAGCAUAUUUUAUGAUUCUAAGCUUUCCUUUUUUUGUGAGAGUCAUUGGCAUAAUACUGUGGUGGGUAGGGUUUAGGACUGGAUUUCCAUGUAGUCUUGGUUCCUGAAAUGGGAAUACUUAGCAAAUGAAAAUAUAGAUAGGGAAAGAUAUGCAGGUUUUAAGAGGAGCCUCUACCCUCAAAGCUUUUUUUUUUCUUUCUUUUUUCCUCUCCUGUUGGGUCAGCCAACCUCUGGAGAGAAAGAAAAUCAGGGGAAACAGGGCUUUGACUUAUCACAGCCUUACAGUUUAGAGCUUUCCUUGGACUCAUUUUGCUUUUCCUAAACUCUGAGUUUCUUAAGGGAGGACAAAGCUGCUUACCUUGCUUUUAUUCUCAACCACGUAGAAUCAUUCAGGUUGAAAAAUACCUAAGCCCAUUGAGUCCAGCCAUAGAUAUAAUGGAUACUUGAUUGUAUAAAGGCACAACUAGGUUGGUCAUGUCUAAUAAGGGCUUGAGCAAGAGUCCUCACUGUUUUUGCAGACACCUAUUUCAUGUGAAUUUGUGUUUUCAGCAUCAGUAAUUCUGUACACCUAAGAAGGCUGCAGUGUUGGUGGUAGGAUGUGCUCUGAUACGGAUCAUCUCUUCUGUAUUUAUUUAUUUAUUGCUAGAUUUCAACCGCCAACUGCUUCCCCUACUCCCUCCCACCUCUUCCAUUCCCAGUAGUAAUGCAAAAUGAGUAGUCAUGCACUUUGUAUUAAUGUAUUAGAAAUCUAUGGAACCUGUUUUGUACUUUUAUACUGUUCAGACACUUGUAAUCCAAACUUUUUUUUUUACUAGGGUAAUGAAUAAAUUUAGACUUAUUUAGAAAAUAA